This is a messenger RNA of Camellia sinensis, 1614 nucleotides long. NCBI's taxonomy places the organism in Eukaryota, Viridiplantae, Streptophyta, Magnoliopsida, Ericales, Theaceae. The record is from RefSeq and is a predicted model, not a curated record.
AUGGCUAUAUUUCAUGCAAAGGAGGAUGGGAACCGGAAGAUAUUGGUGAUCAGAUUUGUAAUGAAUUAUGUUUGGUAUCUUUUUUCCAAGAGGUGGACUACAAUGUUUGGUUCACUGCGAGCUUUUGAUGCACCGGACAGAGUGGCAGCGUUGCCACCUUCAAUUGGCAACUCAAAACAUUUGAGGUAUUUGAACCUUUCCCAUUCUGGUUUCGAGCGACUUCCUGAUUCAAUUUGUAAUCUCUUGAAUUUGCAAACAUUAAUCCUAGAACACUGUCACAAUCUUGAGAGAUUGCCCCAGAACAUGAUGUACCUGAGAAGUCUCCGACAUCUUUAUCUGUUAAAUUGCCCGUUAAUUGAGAUGCCCCCAAAAAUUGGGCAGCUAACUAACCUGAAGACAUUAAAUAAAUUUGUUGUGGGUAAGAGCACUGAUUGUAGUCCCCUAGCUGAAUUGAAAUGCUUAAACCUUCAAGGAGAACUUUGUAUCUGGCACCUUGAGAGAGUGAGAAAUCCGAUGGAUGCAAAAGAAGCCAAUUUAGUGGGAAUGCAAAAUCUUAGUCAGUUGCAACUAAAGUGGGCAUAUGGUUUUGCUGAAUGUGAAUCACAGGAAAAUGUUAAAUCUCAGCUAGUACUUGAAGCCCUUCAACCUCAUCCAAACCUAAAGAAGUUGGACAUAAGCGGGUACAUAGGUACUCAAUUCCCGCUCUGGAUGAGGGGUUCAGAUCUUCAAAAUGUAGUUAAUAUCCGGCUCUCCGGGUGCAACAACUGCUUACAACUUCCACCGCUUGGACAACUACCUUUGCUACAAAGCCUUGAAAUUUCUGGAAUGAAAGUAGUGGGGUGUAUUGAAAACGAAUAUCCUGGCGGUGGAGGAUUCCCAUCUUUGGAAGAACUCACAGUUCGCGAUUGUCCGAAAUUGGAAGGUUUGUCAAGGGAGGAGGGAAGAGAGUUGUUCCCUCGUCUUCGUAAGAUAAUUAUUGCUUAUUGUCCUAAAUUGAGCUUCCCGCAUCUUUCGGCUCCCAAAGAAUUGUCGUUGGUUGGCGAGUGCACCACGGGACUAAAUUCAAUAUCAAAUCUUAAUAGUCUCACUUCCCUCACUAUUGGUUAUGAUGGCAAGACGGUUUGUUUUCCAAAAGAGUUUCUGAGGAACCUUACUCUUCUUGAGUCACUAGUGAUUGAGUAUUAUUAUGAGCUUAAAGUGUUGCCUGGAGACCUUGCAAGCCUUGUCACAUUGAAGAUCAUAGACUGUCCAAAGCUCGAGUCUUUGCCAGAGGAAGGGCUACGAGGCCUUCAAUCGUUGCACAUUAUCAACUGCUGUGAACUGGAAAGGCGAUGUGAGAAGGGAAAGGGGGAGGAUUGGUAUAAGAUUGUGCACAUACCGAAAUCACUAUUAUUACGGUAUAUGAUUCUUCUUUUGCUCAUUCAUGUCAAGUACCUGCAUCCAAGAACUUCAGAGCUCAUUGAGUCCUCCAUGAUUCAAAGAUGGUGCUGCCAUGCUCUUUGGGUCACGAUGGCUGCUGCUAGUAUUGAAGUGGCUGUGGCAUCGGAUGCUUUGUUGGUGGGAAGGUUUUGGGUUGUUCAUGGGUAUGAGAUUAAAUUUACAAAUCUCCCCUAG